This is a messenger RNA of Centruroides sculpturatus (bark scorpion), 1656 nucleotides long. RefSeq lists its product as uncharacterized. NCBI's taxonomy places the organism in Eukaryota, Metazoa, Arthropoda, Arachnida, Scorpiones, Buthidae. Bases 199 to 777 code for a protein of 192 amino acids. The transcript has 6 exons. The record is from RefSeq and is a predicted model, not a curated record.
AUAACAGCAUCGGAAAGAGAAUUGAUGCCACUCGUUCGCAAAGUGUAGUGGAUGCUAAUGUGUUGACUUAUUUGUAGAAGCGCUCGAAAAUUCUUUAAUUCUGUACUUAAGCAUUAAUUUGUCAAUUAAAAGUAUUUUUUAAAAUAGAAAAAAGUUUCUGUUAUAACAGAAGAAAAUUAAGAAUUUGAACAGAGAAAAAUGACGUCGGCCCUAAAAGCUGUUUGUUUCGUUGUAGCGUUUUUAGGUGUUGUUUCGGCAGGAGUAUGCGUUUGGGUGUUGGCUACUCCAGAAAAAUUUAUUGUUGGUGAAACUAUCGUAGCAUUUGAAUGGGAUGGUGGAGAUUCUCCUAAAUUAGGAAUUGCUACGGCCAUUUUAAUGCUGUUUAUUGGAAUUGCAGCAUGUAUUGCGAACAUAGAAAAACGAUUUAUUCCCUUUAUAGCAGGUUUAGUUAUAGUUUUGAUUAUAGCAAUUGCAUUCAUGUCUGUUGCCAUCAAAGAUCAUCAGGAUUUGAAAAAAGCAAAAGAUAUUCAGAAAAUGGUGCUAGGUUCAGUUAGCAGAGAAUCCAAUACAUUUGGCGAUGUCAAUUAUCAUGGAAGAUAUAAAAAUACCGUCAUGACUGGUCAAGAUUUUAUGGACAAAAUGAUGACUAAAUUAAAAAUUCUUGCAGCCGUUGGUGCUAUCGAUGCAAUUGUUUUGUUAAUAGGCAUCAUCAUAUUCUACGUGAAACGACCAAAAAGUACUUCCAGAAAUGCCAUGCAGAUGGAAAGAACUUUGUAAUUUCAUUUUGUAGUUUCUGUGUAAAAUAUUAGAAAACAUUAUAUUUAUGUUGUUUAAUAAUAACUGCUGCUUAAAAUUUAGCCAUUUCAUACUGAAUGUAGUUACAUUUUUGAAAUAUUAUUUGAUUUGAUUUAUUAUUGAUUUGAAUAUUAUUUUAUUUGAUUUAUUGUUAAUUAUUAUUAUACGAUAUACAUAUACAUAUAUAUAUAUACAUCUACAUAUGAUCUACAUUUGUACGUAAUUUAUAUAUAUAAGGUUUUUCAGAACGAUUGUUGGGAUUAGGACUAUUGUUAAUCAGCUAAGUUGUCGUUUCUGAUCGCAUGUAUUUAAAAACUGCGAUCGGAAACGACAACCUAGUAGCACUGUUCUCAAAUAAAUGACGAUUAAAGAAGAAUAAUCUUAUGCAGCGGUGGAUCGAUUCUGACCAAAAUCACCAAAUUUGCCAUUCUCGUGAUUUCACAUCGUGCGAUUUUUGUUCUGAGGCUACGUGAAGAAUGUCGUUUACGUCCCUUCCCUACCCCAAACCACUGACGAACUGAACAUAAGCAUUAUUGAUGCCAUCGAAAUCAACACCAGUGACACGCUACACUGGCAGGGAUGGGCAACCUGGGGCAUGCGGUCCGCGUUAAUAUUUUUUGCGGCCCGCGUCACGUAAAAUAUGAAUAAAUAUAUUAAUUUCCCAGCUUAAGGAAGUAUGCAGCAAAAAUUCAAACGCUCUUUUCUAAAACUUAUGUAUGAAAAUAGUUUUUCCCGCAAUGAAUUUAGUAAAAAUGAAAACAAGAAACCGGCUAACAGACUCACAUCGAAAAUAAUUUAAAACUAGCAGUGACUAAUAUUUAACCAAAUAAUUUCCGAUAUAUUAUGUUUACAUCAGUUCCA